Molecule: messenger RNA, 594 nt
Organism: Staurois parvus
Lineage: Eukaryota; Metazoa; Chordata; Amphibia; Anura; Ranidae
Source: the annotation of a GenBank genome assembly
CUGUCCGCAGUCUCUGGUCAUCCCUGUGCUGUCCGCAGUCUCUGGUCAUCCCUGUGCUGUCCGCAGUCUCUGGUCAUCCCUGUGCUGUCCGCAGUCUCUGGUCAUCCCUGUGCUGUCCGCAGUCUCUGGUCAUCCCUGUGCUGUCCGCAGUCUCUGUCUCUGGUCAUCCCUGUACUGUGUCCGCAGUCUCUGGUCAUCCCUGUACUGUGUCCGCAGUCUCUGGUCAUCCCUGUACUGUGUCCGCAGUCUCUGGUCAUCCCUGUACUGUGUCCGCAGUCUCUGGUCAUCCCUGUACUGUGUCCGCAGUCUCUGGUCAUCUCCUGUACUGUGUCCGCAGUCUCUGGUCAUCUCCUGUACUGUGUCCGCAGUCUCUGGUCAUCCCUGUACUGUGUCCGCAGUCUCUGGUCAUCCCUGUACUGUGUCCGCAGUCUCUGGUCAUCCCUGUACUGUGUCCGCAGUCUCUGGUCAUCCCUGUACUGUGUCCGCAGUCUCUGGUCAUCCCUGUACUGUGUCCGCAGUCUCUGGUCAUCCCUGUACUGUGUCCGCAGUCUCUGGUCAUCCCUGUACUGUGUCCGCAGUCUCUGGUCAUCCCUG